This is a messenger RNA of Fonsecaea nubica, 1065 nucleotides long. Its product is annotated as GTP cyclohydrolase I. Gene Ontology annotation, molecular function: zinc ion binding; GTP cyclohydrolase I activity; GTP binding. Gene Ontology annotation, cellular component: cytoplasm. Bases 1 to 1065 code for a protein of 354 amino acids. The transcript has a single exon. NCBI's taxonomy places the organism in Eukaryota, Fungi, Ascomycota, Eurotiomycetes, Chaetothyriales, Herpotrichiellaceae. The record is from RefSeq and is a predicted model, not a curated record. Gene Ontology annotation, biological process: tetrahydrobiopterin biosynthetic process; tetrahydrofolate biosynthetic process.
AUGAGUCAAAAUAACCCUCCUCCAAAACUCCCCUCUCUAGACCACAGCACCAGUAUCCCUCCUCCCGCGACCUUACACCCCAAACCUCGCUCUGCCGUACCCUCAUACCUGCUGAACGGUUCCUCUCCCCUACACCGUUCGCAGACGACGACUCGAGCGCAGGAACGAGAGAACCUGGCAUCUUCUAUCCAAGCUACGUACGGCCGGCGGAAAACCAUAGAUCUCACCGCCGAAAGCCAGACAACUUCACAGGCCACCAUGCCGAGCGGGACGUCAUGGCUGGGCCUGGAGAAUACGCAGAAAGACACCGAGUCGAAACGUCCUACAACACUGCAUACCCCCGCUCGAGACGAGCGAGACGAAGCACCACCCACCCCUCCUGCCUCCACGGUGUCGCGCCCUGCAAGUCCCUAUACACUGAAUCCGCCCAUCGACUUUGACGGUCUUUCCUGGCCGUGUAUCGGCACUCGCGAACGCCUCGAUCAGACUCCCGAACAGGCACAGGUUCGCCUCGACAAACUCGCGGGGGCGGUCCGGACGAUAUUCGAGUGUAUAGGCGAAGACCCCGACCGCGAGGGACUGCGAGAUACCCCGGAGAGAUAUGCCAAGGCCCUGAUGUAUUUCACCAAGGGCUACGAGGAGAACGUGCGGGACUUGGUCAACGGGGCGGUCUUUCAUGAAGACCACGACGAGUUGGUCAUUGUCAAGGACAUUGAAGUAUUCAGCCUGUGUGAGCAUCAUAUGGUGCCAUUUAUUGGGAAGAUGCAUAUUGGAUACAUUCCCAACCGGCGCGUGCUUGGGUUGUCGAAAUUGGCCAGACUGGCGGAGAUGUUCUCGCGCAGGCUGCAAGUUCAAGAGCGGUUGACGAAGCAGGUUGCCCUGGCGAUCGCCGAAGUCCUGAAACCACAGGGCGUCGGGGUCGUGAUGGAGAGCAGUCAUCUUUGCAUGGUGAUGAGAGGCGUGCAAAAGACCAGCAGCUCCACGACGACGAGUUGCAUGCUGGGCGCCAUGAGAAGCAGUGCCAAAACCAGAGAGGAGUUCUUGAGCCUAUUGAAUCGGAAGUGA